Schistocerca piceifrons (Central American locust) is the source of this 1245-nucleotide messenger RNA. RefSeq names its product protein IWS1 homolog. The transcript has 4 exons. The record is from RefSeq and is a predicted model, not a curated record. The coding region runs from base 1 to 1245 and encodes 414 amino acids. Lineage: Eukaryota; Metazoa; Arthropoda; Insecta; Orthoptera; Acrididae.
AUGGUGAUCCGCCACUGGGGGCAGUGGAUGGAGAUUGGAAGGAGGCCUAUCCACUGCUGGAGAUCUGCCACUGGAGGCGCUGGAUGGAGAGAGCGGCUAAGCCAAUCCGCCACCUCCGGAGGAUCUGUCGCUGGGGGCGCUGGACUGAGAGAGCGAGGAGGCUAUCCGUCGCUUUGGGCGCUGGAUGGAGAGAGCGAUGAGGCUGAUCCGCCGCUAGAGGCACUGGACAGAGUGAACAAGGAGGCCUAUUCGCCGCUGCAUGCGCUGCACGCAGUGAGCGAAGAGGCCAAUCCGCCGCUGGGGUUGCUGGAUGGAGAGAGCGAGGAGGCUGAUCCAUCGUUGGGUGCACUGGACAGAGAGAGUGUGGGACGGAGAGAGAGUGAGGACCCUGAUCCGACGCUGGGGGCGCUGGACAGACAGAGCGAGGAGUCUGAUCCGCCGCUGGGGGCGCUGGACAGAGAGAGCGAGGAGGCUGAUCCGCCGCUGGGGGCGCUGGACAGAGAGAGCGAGGAGGCCUACCCACCGAUUGGGGCACUGAACGGAGAGAGUGAGGAGGCUGAUCUGUUGGAGGGGGUGAUGGACGGAAAGAGAGAGGAGGGUGAUCACCCACUGGGGGUGCUGGACGGAGAGAGCGAGGAGGCUGAUCUACUGCUGGGGGCACUGGACAGAGAGAGCCAGGAGGCUGAUCUGCCGAUGGGGGCGCUGGACAGAGAGAGGAAGGAGGCAGAGCGGCUGCUGGGGGCGCUGGACGGAGAGAGCGAGGAGGGAGAUCCGCCUCUGGGGGUGCUGGACGGAGAGCGAGCACUGGACGGAGACAGCAAGGAGGCGUAUCUGCUGCUGGGGGCUCGGGACGGGGAGAGCGAGGAGGCCAUUCCGCCACUGUGGGUGCUGGAUGGAGAAAGCGAGGAGGCUGAUCUGUCGCUGGGGGCCUUGGAUCUAGAGAGCGAGGAGGCUGAUCCACUACUAGGAGCACUGGACACUGAGAGCAACGUGGAUGAUCCGUCACUGAGGGCGGUGGACAGAGAGGGCAAAGAUGCCUAUCCGCAGCUGGGGGCACUGGACGGAGAGAGCAAGCUAGCUGAUCAACCACUGGGGGCGCUGGACGGAGAGAGCGAGGAGAGUGAUCCGCCGCUGGAUGCGCUAGAUGGAGAGAGCGAGGAGGGUGAUCUGCUGCUGGGGGCGCUUGACAGAGAGAACGGGGAAACCUAUCUGCUGCCGGGGACGCUGGACAGAGAGAGUGAUUAG